This is a messenger RNA of Pocillopora verrucosa, 1387 nucleotides long. Lineage: Eukaryota; Metazoa; Cnidaria; Anthozoa; Scleractinia; Pocilloporidae. The record is from RefSeq and is a predicted model, not a curated record.
CAAGAAUCGCCAGCAAAGAAACAUUUUCGGAGAAAACGGGAACGUUUUUUCCCACAUCAUGCGUCGAGAGGAAAUGGCCAAAAUGGUCUUGUACGCAGUAGGGCUGUUGAUCAAAACCGUGCUGUUAUGCUGUACAGCUGCACAGCAAUGGGAGGCUACGGGCCAGCGGGAAGUUUCCAAAUUUGGUAUGAUGCUACAACGCCACAUCUUCAAGAGGAUCACGGGGGCUGGUCUUUCAGAUGUGUGCUUGCGGGGAUGCUAUGCUGACGUCAGAUGUCAAAGUUUCAACUAUGUCUUUACGCAAGACAUUUGUGAGCUGAGCAACCGAACCAAGGAGGCCAGACCAGAGGAUUAUGUUCCGAACCCUGAGAGAUUUUACUUUAAGCGAGAUUACAAACGAGUCCCUCUCGGUUCCAUUCCUGAGCUGCCUGCGGAGACUUGCCAGGAAAUCAAAAUGAGCGAAGGAGGACAAGCGGUCAGCGGCAAAUACUGGUUUCACUCGAUUGUACCCGAGAGAACUGUUCUGGCUCCUUGUGACAUGAAAACAGAAGACGUGGACGAGUGUAAUUCGACCAUUCCCGUGUGUGACGUUAACGCUGAGUGCGUGAACACCAUCGGUUCUCACAGUUGCUCGUGCAAAGCUGGUUUUACUGGAAACGGAAAAAAUUGUGUCGAUGUCGACGAAUGUGCCAAUAAAUCGCAUGACUGUGACGUCAAUGCCUACUGCAACAAUACCGUUGGUUCCUAUCGAUGCACCUGCAAUUCCUGGUACCAAGGAAACGGAACAAGCUGCUAUUUUCGUGGCCUUAAUAAUUCCGUUAUUCUUACCAGCCUCGACUACAACAACUACACAGGUAAGCUGCUUUCUUACCUAGAGCCAGUCCUCCUGAGUUCAAAAUGGAGCAGGUUUGUGAAGUGUUGGCAUGCUAAGACAGACGGCUGGGCAGCAUCGACAUUCCACAGCAACUGUGAUGGGAGGGGACCCACAGUGACAAUCAUCAAAGUGAACGAUUACAUAUUUGGUGGAUACACCGAUGUAUCAUGGAGCAGUUCCUGUUUUUGGUCUUACGCCACCAAAGCCUUUUUAUUCUCAUUUAACAACAUCAAAGGAUACAAUCCUGUGAAGCUGACACAAUACCGAAACCAGCAAUACGCAAUGUACACAUGUUCCUCUUACGGACCCACUUUUGGUGUAGGACAUGAUAUCUACAUACGUGACGACGCUGUAAACAAUCAGUACUCUUAUACUGAAUGCGGCGAGACUUACUCCAACCCCACGGGUUAUUCGGGUGUAAACUGUGGAUUUUUCACAGGAAGUUAUCAUUUUACUCCAUCUGACAUUGAAGUUUUCUUCGAAAUAGGUAAGUUAUUGUACAGAAACAGUUAG